Carcharodon carcharias (great white shark) is the source of this 2039-nucleotide messenger RNA. RefSeq lists its product as uncharacterized. Gene Ontology annotation, biological process: cilium assembly; protein dephosphorylation. Gene Ontology annotation, molecular function: protein tyrosine/serine/threonine phosphatase activity. The transcript has 11 exons. NCBI's taxonomy places the organism in Eukaryota, Metazoa, Chordata, Chondrichthyes, Lamniformes, Lamnidae. The record is from RefSeq and is a predicted model, not a curated record. The coding region runs from base 1 to 1953 and encodes 650 amino acids.
AUGACCCUGCAAAUCCCAAACCCACGUCCCUCCUAUUCCCAGACUCGAGAGAAUCUCAUCAAGGCUGUGCCCCCCUAUCUCAUCUGCUCCUUGUUGUGCGGAGGGAAAGAAUGUCGCUACGAGGGACCCGGUGGCUGGACACUGCAGCAGCAGGCAAUCCGUGGUGUCUUCUCAGCAUGGGUCACUGAUGAUAUUUUGGCCAUGGCAAGACCAUCUACACAGCUCAUUAAGAAGUUCAACAUCAUCAAGCAGUUCAAAGGGUUAAACAUCAAAUCUGUGAUAAAUCUACAAGUACCUGGUGAGCAUAAUCAUUGUGGCGACCCCUUGGAAUUAAAGAGUGGAUUUUCAUAUUUACCAGAGGUCUUCAUGGAGAAUGAUAUUUACUUCUUUAACUUUGGAAUGGCAGAUUUUGGAGUGUCCUCGCUGGUUCGUGUGCUGGACGCAGUGAAGGUGACAUCGUUUGCGGUACAGGAGGGCAAGGUGGCUGUGCAUUGUCAUGCAGGGCUCGGGCGAACAGGAGUCCUGAUCGCCUGUUACCUGGUUUACGCCUCGCGGGUCAGCCCCAGUGAAGCCGUACACUUUGUCCGGAUCAAACGCCCCCGCUCCAUCCAGACACGCACUCAGAUUAACUUGGUUUUUGACUUCGCCCAGUUUGUGGACUCUCACAGGACAGUUUUCACGGAUGUCAGUUCGCACGACCACCCUGUCACCUUGCAGCAGUACCUUCACCGGCAGCGGCACCUCCUGCAUGGAUAUGAGUCACGGCAUCUCAAGCACAUGCCCAAGCUUGUGGACUUCAUCUGCAAGAGGCUUCUGCAGAUAGCGUUCGACAAGGAGGAUUCCAUCACGAUGCAGGUGGAGAUGCAAAGGGAGGUGAGUGACCAAAUAAUGACUCUGCACAUCAGAAAGACUAUCGCUUCAUUUGUCACCUCACCAGAGUUUCUCCUAGCAAACCAGGAGCCAGAAGACCCCGACAAUGCACUGAGGCCCUCCGCCUGCGUGGCUGGCUCAUUGGGACCAGUGACUUUGCCUGCUGGGGGCACAGAAACUCAACACCGCAAACCGCCAGGAUUAUUACGGACCUUCAGCGACUCCAACCUCUCUGGAAUCAUUCGCAGUUAUCAAGCACAGGAUACCAAUGGGCGGCGACCUUUGUCAGUGGGUCAGUGUCAAGCUGCAGCUUCAAAGCUCAGCCUCGUUGGACUAAACAAUCCAGUGAGACCUUCCAUCAGCUGUGAAGGAAAGGAGAACUUUGUGAGAGGCUGGAGCCUGGCACAGACUGACCAGGAAGCAGGACUCAAGCUCGCCAGGCAAGGAAACUCUCUACUGAGCGAUACCAGCUUUGUGUCUACAGCCAAGAGGAAGGCCAAAGUCUAUUUGAGCCACUCAAUAAAAGAUUUGGGCAGAAAAAUGGAUAAACAUGGGCCUCUCCUGGAAAUGGUUGCCAGGGCGAUGUCAGAAGGACCGCCAGUGGAGAGCAACAUGUUGAUGAAAGUCCGUCUCUGGAAGGUGGAGCUAAACGAGAAUGAGGGGGCCUGGGGCCGCCUGGCUACAGAGGAAGAUCCCAGGAUUCUCAGUGCGUUGAUGUGGAGCUGGCUGGAACUUCUCAAGGAGCCAGUGCUGAGAUCAGAAGAUGUAAUGACACUGCUGUUUAAGCCCACAGUUAAAGGGGCCUCUUGGAAUCUGGAAAAGUGUCGGGAAGAGACAAUCAGCUGCAUCUUGGAUUGUAUCAGUAAACUCACUGGCAUGCCCUGUGCACUGGAAGAUUCCAUAAUUCACCGACUGAUCCGAGCUCUAACUCAGAGCUGUGAGGAGGAUGUGAUGCAUUUUGCUACUUUGUCUCAGAAACUGAAAAUGAUCAUCAGGGAAAAACGCUCACAUUAUCUCUUCAACAAAGGCAUGGUGAAAACAGCAACAGUGGUGAAGAUAUCCUCACAUGGGAAGAGCAAAUGAAAAUAAAAUUCACUGGUUUGAACCUCCGUAAAUUUUUACCAGUUACUGCCAAAUAUAAUGUCAGUGGUUGGAGUUUUUAGAAUGUA